Molecule: messenger RNA, 924 nt
Organism: Phytophthora nicotianae INRA-310
Lineage: Eukaryota; Oomycota; Peronosporomycetes; Peronosporales; Peronosporaceae
Exons: 1
Coding region: 1-924 (307 amino acids)
Biological process (GO): regulation of DNA-templated transcription
Molecular function (GO): DNA-binding transcription factor activity; sequence-specific DNA binding
Source: RefSeq, a predicted model, not a curated record
AUGCACCCACCGGCUCUACCAGCCAUUGCCACGAGCUUUGUGCGCAAGCUGUACCGCAUCCUGGACCAGGAGAGCGCGGCUGUCAUCGCCUGGGACGCCGACGGCGCGUCCUUCGUGAUGCUGGAUAAUGACGCACUAGAGACCCAAGUACUGCCUCGUUACUUCCGUGGUCGUCUGAGCGCCUUCCGCCAGCAACUAAAAGAACACAGUUUCGUAUCGGCAUCAACCGAGCAAGGACAGGAACGAUAUCGCCACCAGUUUUUUCGACGUGGCUGUCCAGAAGAGCUCAACCAGAUCACUCAUACGCCUUUGCCCAGGAAGAGGCCGCCUAGGAAGAAGAAGCGCAAACAGCCAGAGUCUACUGCUGUUGCAACAGAACCAACCAGUGACGCCAAGAUAGCGAAGAACCGCGCUAGUAGAGGAGCGCAUCGAGUGACGCCCUACCCGGUGCACCAAGAACCGGAACCAGAAUUUAAACAUGCUGUCGUUGACCCAGCAUCACUGGCGGGCAAUCCGCUAUUUGGUGGUGACGCGUCGUUGAGUAACUUCGUGCAAGGGCUGGCAGUGGACGGGUUAUCUGUGCGGCCUCUGGACGCCACAGCUCUACCAAAAGAUGAACCCAUGUCCGAAGACGUCAUGGAGGCUCUGCUAUCACUACUCAGCACGUCGCUGUCAACUGACGGACGGGAAGCAAGUACUGCUGCAAUGGGUGCAACCCUUGCUGUAAACCCCACAGUGACGUCCGCGACGAAUACCAACAGCACGAGCAGUACAUGCAGUAGCAACAAUAUCUUCGCAGAAGGCCGACCACCCGUGGUUUUGCCGCCGCUACCACCAGGAAUCGUCGAAACUGGGCAGUUUUCCGACGAAACCCUGAACAACCUUAUGAACUGGGUGUCCGCCAAAGAGGCGAGUACGUCAUGA